AUGCCACGGUCUUCAAGGAACCCUGGGGACCCAUGUUCCCUCCCCUCAGAAGAUGUGGUCUAUGCUACCAGGCCCAGGAGGGGCAACCAGCGAAUCAGGAGUAACUACAGGGUGUCAGAGCAAGCCUCACCAGUCAUGAGUGAUGCCUUUCUGUUGCCUGUCCAAGUCAACCCUCCAACCCUCAACCUGACUCAGUUCAUGCUGGGACAUGUGUCCUGGUUUACCUACCUGGCUUGCUUCCUGAGAACCCAGGCACAGCAAGUACUGUUCAACACCUGCAGGUGCAAGCAGCUCUGCCAAAAGCUGAUGGAGAAGACUGGUCUUCUGGUCCUCUGUGCUUUUGGAUUCUGGAUGUUUUCUAUGCAUUUGCCAUCGAAAAUGGAAGUCUGGCAGGAUGACAGUAUAAACAGUCCACUGCAGAGCUUGAAGAUGUACCAGGAGAAGGUGCGAUAUCACAGUGGGGAAAUCCAGGACCUCCGAGGUAGCCUGAACCUGCUCAUUGCCAAACUGCAGCAGAUGGAGGCCAUGUCUGAUGAGGAAAAGAUGGCCCAGAAAAUAAUGAAGAUGAUUCAAGGGGAUUACAUCGAAAAGCCAGACUUUGCCCUGAAGUCAAUAGGCUCCAGCAUCGACUUUGAGCACACAUCACCCACCUACCACCACGACAAGGCCCGCUCCUACUGGAACUGGAUCCGGCUGUGGAACUACGCUCAGCCCCCGGACGUGAUCCUUGAGCCCAACAUGACACCAGGCAACUGCUGGGCCUUUGCGGGUGACCAUGGAAAGGUGACCAUCCGAUUGGCCCAGAAGGUCUACCUGACCAAUAUCACCCUGCAACACAUUCCCAAGACCAUCUCACUGUCCGGCUGCCAGGACACUGCCCCCAAGGAUUUCGUCAUCUAUGGCAUUGAGUGUCCCUCCAAGGAGGAAGUGUUCCUGGGGGCGUUCCAGUUUCAGCCAGAAAACAUCAUUCAGAUGUUCCCCCUCCAGAACCAUCCACCCCGGGCCUUUGGUGCCGUCAAGGUGAAGAUCUCAAGCAACUGGGGAAACUCGCGCUUCACCUGCAUGUACCGUGUGCGCGUGCAUGGCUCCGUGACUUUGCCCAAAUAG
This is a messenger RNA of Dipodomys ordii (Ord's kangaroo rat), 1107 nucleotides long. RefSeq names its product Sad1 and UNC84 domain containing 5 (gene Sun5). Gene Ontology annotation, molecular function: protein-membrane adaptor activity. Gene Ontology annotation, cellular component: meiotic nuclear membrane microtubule tethering complex; nuclear envelope. The record is from RefSeq and is a predicted model, not a curated record. The transcript has 13 exons. Gene Ontology annotation, biological process: nuclear envelope organization. Lineage: Eukaryota; Metazoa; Chordata; Mammalia; Rodentia; Heteromyidae. The coding region runs from base 1 to 1107 and encodes 368 amino acids.